Messenger RNA from Blastocystis hominis, 660 nucleotides. RefSeq lists its product as hypothetical. The transcript has a single exon. Lineage: Eukaryota; Bigyra; Opalinata; Blastocystidae. The coding region runs from base 1 to 660 and encodes 219 amino acids. The record is from RefSeq and is a predicted model, not a curated record.
AUGCGAAUCGAGUGCCGGACGCUGUGGGAGGAGUACGAGAAGCAGAAGCGAGUGGAGGAGACGCAGAGAGAGGAGCUGCGCGAGGCAGGGAAGCCGGGCGAGGCGGCGCAGAAGCGAUUGGAGCGGCGGAGAGAGGAGGAAUUGAAGGUGGAAAGGGAGAAACGAGAGCAGCAGCAGCGGAUUGAGAGGAUCGCGGAGGAGGAAAAGGCGCGGUUCCGCCAUGUGCUGGAGACGAUUAACGAGGUGGAGAUCGUGCAGGAGAAGAAGCAGCCGAAGAAAACGCGGCAGACGAAGACGAAGGGACAUGGACGCGGCGCGGAAGGAGGAAAGAAGGGACGAAUGGAAGAGGAGGAAGAGGAGGAAGAGGAAGAAUCGGAGGAUAACGAGCAGAUCAGCGAGGGAGACUUGAAGGGAGUGUUCGGAGAUUUGUCUGAUUCCGAUUCGGAGUCGGAGCAGGGAAUGGAGAAGGAGUCGAAAGCCAAAUCGAAGAGCAAUGAUGAUGAUAAUGAGGAUGAUGAUGAACCGAAGAGAGAGGCUCCCAAGAAGCGAAUUCGCGCUGUGGAAAGCUCCGAAGAUGAGGAACCGGUUCCUGAAGAGAAGCGAACGCACAUGGAGGAGAUCCAGAAGGAGCUGAACAACGUGUUUAGUGAUGAGGAUUAG